AUGCUGCACGUUUUCGAUGUCAAUGCACGCAAGUACAGGCACACAUUCUAUGCAAGCACGGUAAACACGGUAUUGUUCUGUGCAGACGAUCUUAAUGAUCUUCUGGAGGGUGAUGAGCCGUCACAGAAGAGACUAAAGUCAGGUGACGAUGAUUUGUCACUUGAUGAUGGCGAUGACAUGAAAGAGGAAGCGUAUGAAGGUCUGGAAAUUAGUGAAGAAGAUGAUAACAAUGAAGACGACGUCACGGAAGACGAUAACAAAUAA
Molecule: messenger RNA, 264 nt
Organism: Plasmopara halstedii
Lineage: Eukaryota; Oomycota; Peronosporomycetes; Peronosporales; Peronosporaceae
Exons: 1
Coding region: 1-264 (87 amino acids)
Source: RefSeq, a predicted model, not a curated record